AUGCAUACCAAACAUGUUAGUCAAAUGAAAGAAAUUGAGAAUUACGAGCUUUUGAUUGAAGAAAAUAUUAAAAAAGCAGAAGAAUUGAUGAAUUAAAGUUAAGAACUAUUUAAAGCAAUUUAAAAGCCAUAUGAAAAUUACUUUCUUCAAAUUAAAAACUAAAUUAUCUCUUUGAUUAAUGAACUUCAAUAAAAACUGGUUUAAAUUAACAAGGAUUAAAUCCAAAAGAUGAUGAACAAUGAGAUUGAAGUUGUUUAGAAUAUUAAUUCAAAGUUUGAAGCCUAUAAAUUAAUGAAUUAAUUGAUCCCUAAUGAAAUUAUUGAAGAGUAUAAAAACAUUAUUAAUGGCAUAUCUGAAAAGAUUAAAAUUAACAUCAAUUUUGAUGUUAUUAAUAAAUAAGUGGAAUCCUUUGUCAUGUCAAUCUUCUGUCCAAAAAAACAAAAGGAAAAUAAAGAAUAAAAUGAUGAUACUGAACUAUUACAACAAUUCAUAUCUAGUAAUAGAGAUACAAAUAAAGAGUCAAUUCUAAAACCAAAUCAAUCAAUGACUUGUUGUUUGCAUCAGUCCCCUUUGCAGACCAAAAAGUAAGUGCAAACAAAACUUGUUAUGGGAUCUGCGUCUCCAUUGAAUGUUUUCAAUCGUUAGAUUAAUGGAAGGCAAGUUACAAAAAUUAUCUAAACACAACCAAUAAUUUACUAUCGAACAAACAGCUGA
This is a messenger RNA of Paramecium tetraurelia, 714 nucleotides long. RefSeq lists its product as uncharacterized. The transcript has a single exon. NCBI's taxonomy places the organism in Eukaryota, Ciliophora, Oligohymenophorea, Peniculida, Parameciidae. The record is from RefSeq and is a predicted model, not a curated record.